Nerophis lumbriciformis (worm pipefish) is the source of this 4695-nucleotide messenger RNA. RefSeq names its product SEC16 homolog B, endoplasmic reticulum export factor (gene sec16b). The record is from RefSeq and is a predicted model, not a curated record. Gene Ontology annotation, cellular component: ER to Golgi transport vesicle membrane; endoplasmic reticulum exit site. Lineage: Eukaryota; Metazoa; Chordata; Actinopteri; Syngnathiformes; Syngnathidae. Gene Ontology annotation, biological process: Golgi organization.
UUGCGUGGAAGGACGUGUUUUGGGGCUUUGUUCACCCGCGCGGCUGUCUCGCUCAACCCGGAAGUUGUCCAAACAGCAGACAAUUAAGAUGUUGACACGCUUUGAUGCCGUGCGUGUUGACCUUUGACCUGCUGUUAUCACGUGUUUCCUGCUAUGUGGAAGCCUUGGAUGAACUUUGACUCCUUGUGCGUCGCUGAGAGCUAAGAAGAACAACAACAAAUCGUCUCAAGAUGCUAUUUUCUUCUUUUUUCCCCUUCUUUGUAGUUUGGUGUUUCUCCAGCGGGCGGCGCCGCGACUGUUAAAGUGACUUUAUAACACUUGUUGCCUAGCAACCUCAGCUGUGUACUGAGCAUGGAGCGGAGACGUCACCGCGUCAGGCACGAGCAGGGUCCUCCAGGGCCCGAGCACCAUUACUGGACUCAGAACUACAGCGGUCCUGUCCAGAACCUUGAGACUCGCCUGGAUCAGCAGCAACCCCCCAGCAGGCGAGGAUACGACCACCAGGCGUACGCUCCGUGGGACUACGGCGCCACCUACGCAUACCAUGACCACUACAACGCAGACCACCACGCCUCCUGGUGGCCUCAGCCCCAUCAUGGCAGGACAUCAAACUCCUACAGUCAUUCCAAAAGGGCGUCAUGUGACCUCAGAGACCAAGCGGAGCGUGCGUCCAAAGACUCCUUACAAGCUUCCACAGCUUCAGGAUUCUGGUGCAGCAGCAACGAGCUGGGUCAGUACAGCAACGAGCUGGGUCAGUACAGCAACGAUCCGGGUCAGUACAGCAACGAUCCGGGUCAGUACAGCAACGAGCUGGGUCAGUACAGCAACGAUCCGGGUCAGUACAGCAACGAUCCGGGUCAGUACAGCAACGAGCUGGGUCAGUACAGCAACGAUCCGGGUCAGUACAUCAACGGGGGCCAACAAGUGGACUCAGGUCCCAGUCGCUCGGCGGCUCCUCUCAAGUUCUCCAGCCCUCACGCCGUGGCCAGCUUUGGACCCGCAGGUCAGCUGGUGCGGGUGACGCCCGGGCGCUGGGCACAAGACCACCUGAGCCACGUGGAGAUUCACAGUCUGGAGGUCAUCCUCAGGGAGAGCCAGGAACAGCAGGAGAUGAGGAACUUUCCAGGACCUUUGACUCGGGAGGGCUUGCACAAAGUGGACGCCAUUGACUUUGCCCGCCAGAGGGCGCUCGCCUGCAGCAAAGAUGACGACGUGCAGGACAGGAGCUCUGCCGCCCUCUUGUGGAACAUCCUGGUAUUGUUGUGCAGGCAGAACGGCCAAAUAGUCGGCUCCGAUGUGGCGGAGCUGCUGAUGGCGGGAUCGCGCUCGGACGGAAGCGUCGCGCCCGCCGAUGUGGCGCUUAUCGACUUCAGCGAGGACAAUGUCGCCCAGGCGCCCCCGAGCCUGGGAGACGACCUCCUGACGGGCAGCUGGAGUGCGGCCAUGUCUAAGAAAAGUCUGCACGGCUACACUCAGCUGCUAUUGGCCGGGAGGAAGAAGGAGGCUCUCGACUCGGCUAUGGGCGGCGGCCUGUGGGGACACGCCCUCUUUCUAGCCAGCAAAAUGGACGCGAGGUCCUACACCACCGUGCUGGACAGGUUCACCGGGCAGGUGAGCGCCGGCGACCCGCUCCAGACCCUCUUCCAGCUGCUGUCAGGCAGAAUCCCAGCCGUCGCCACGUGCUUUGGCGGUCUCAACCGGGCCAACUGGCGCCCUCACCUGGCCGUGAUGCUGUCCAACGAGACAGGAGACCCCACCCUCCGGCGGCGAGCCGUGGUCGCCAUGGGAGACACGCUAGCCUCCCGAGGCCUGCUGCACGCCGCCCACGUCUGCUACCUGACGAGCGGCGUUCCUUUCGGCGCCUUCGGCGAGACGACGGCCAGGAUGGUCCUGCUGGGCCGUAGCCACAAGGACACCUUUCGGCGCUUCGCCUCCGACGCCGCCAUCCGUCGCACCGAAAUAUACGAGUACUGCCGGACACUCGGCGCCAAACACUUUUCCAUCCCGUCCUUCCAGGUCUUCAAGUUUCUGUACGCAACUCGUCUUCUGGAUUGUGGACUGGCUUGUCUGGCGUUCCACUACUGUGAGGUUGUGGGCCGGAGCCUCCUCACGCAGCCAGGAGGCUUCCAUGUUCUGACGGAGGAGCUCAUCAAGCUGGCCGAGCGCCUCACACACAUAGAAGGUCCAAUCAGUGCGGAGCCAAGAUGGCUGACAGAACUACGGUCCAGACUCCAUCGUUUACUGAAGGAAGGUUCUGACAGGACUGAGGUCCAACAUCCUCAAGCUGAAGAACACGUCAGCAAGUUCUCAGAACCUGACACCAGUGCAGGAGCAGAACCUCCUCACGGCAGCAGAACCACGGGGGGACACGCUUUGGGACUAAAGUCGUCCUGGAAUGUCGAAGGAGCUCAGGGAUGGACUCAAACUCCUCACACCUGCCCUGCAUCCUGGGACCCACAGAACACACUUGGUGCUGCAUCCUGGGACCCAGGUGUGGACCGCAUCACCUACCCUGCAUCCUGGGACCCACAGAACACACUUGGUGCUGGUGUCACCUGCCCUGCAUCCUGGGACCCAGGUGUGGACCGCAUCACCUGCCCUGCAUCCUGGGACCCACAGAACACACUUGGUGCUGGUGUCACCUGCCCUGCAUCCUGGGACCCACAGAACACACUUGGUGCUGGUGUGGACCGCAUCUCGCCGUCCUUAUCUGGGCCGUCCUUAUCAGCACAGUCUGUGCCUUCUGGAGCGACGCAGGUGUCAAAUGCUUCUUCGGCCAAUGAGCGGACCGACCAGAGCACAAAGUCCGGAUGGUUCCGUGGAUGGUUCAAGUCCAAAACCCCCGACAUUCAGGAUUGAUCGCAGGAAGUGACAUCAUCACCUGACAGCUCUGCUUUAUAGCAGGCAGCAAGAUUGCACUUGAUUACGUUUACCACAGCAGCGAUACACACACUUGAAGAAGGUAAUAAUACUUCAAAGAGUAUAUACCAAUAUACAAAGUUGUCAGGUUGUGUAAAUGGUCAAUAAAAAGAGAAUACAACAAAUCCUUUUCAACUUAUAUUCAAUUGAAUAGACUGCAAAGACAAGAUAUUUCAUGUUCACACUGACAAACUAAAUAAUCAUCAACUUAGAAUUGAAUGGCAGCAACGCAUUGCAAAAAAAGCAUUUUUACCAGUGUGUUACAUGGCCUUUCCUUUUAACAACACUCAGUAAAGGUUUGGGAACUGAGGAGACACAUUUUUGAAGUGGAAUUCUUUCCCAUUCUUGUUUGAUGUACAGCUUAAGUUGUUCAACAGUCUCCCUUCUCUUAGUUUAGCCUUCACACAUUUUCAAUGUCUGGACUACAGGCAGGCCAGUCUAGUACCCACACUCUUUUACUAUGAAGCCACACUGUUGUAACACCUGGCUGGACAUUGUCUUGCUCAAAUAAGCAGGGGCGUCCAUGAAAAAGACGUUCCACUUUGCAUCAGUCCAUCUUAAAUGAGCUCGGGCCCAGCGAAGCCGGCGGCGUUUCUGGGUGUUGUUGAUAAAUGGCUUUGGCUUUGCAUAGUAGAGUUGUAACCUGCACUUACAGAUGUAGCGACCAACUGUAGUUACUGACAGUGGAUUUCUGAAGUGUUCCUGAGCCCAUGUGGUGAUAUCCUUUGCACACUGAUGUGGCUUUUUGAUGCAGUACAGCCUGAGGGAUCCAAGGUGUGUAAUAUCAUGGCUUACGUGCAGUGAUUUCUCCACAUUCUCUCAACCUUUUGAUGAUAUUACGGAGCGUAGAUGGUGAAAUCCCUAAAUUCCUUGUUGAGAAAUGUUGUUCUUAAACAAUUUGCUCAGGCAUUUGUUGACAAAGUGGUGACCCUCGCCCCGUCCUUGUUUGUGAAUGACUGAGCAUUUCAUGGAAGCUGCUUUUAUACCCAAUCAUGGCACCCACCUGUUCCCAAUUAGCCUGUUCACCUGUGGGAUGUUCCAAAUAAGUCUUCGAUGAGCAUUCCUCAACUUUAUCACUCUUUUUUGCCACUUGUGCCAGCUUUUUUGAAACAUGUUGCAGGCAUCAAUUUCCAAAUGAGCGAAUAUUUGCAAAAAAAUAAUGUUUUCCAGUUCAAACGUUAAAAAUCGUGUCUUUGCAGUCUAUUCAAUUGAAAGGAUUUGUUGUAUUCUCUUUUUAUUUAACAUUUACACAACUUCACUGCUUUUGUACACAAGUAUACAGUACACAAGUAUACAGUACACAGUACACAAGUAUACAGUACACAGUACACAAGUAUACAGUAUGCAGUACACAAGUAGACAGUACACAAGUGUACAGUACACAAGUAUACAGUAUGCAGUACACAGUACACAAGUAUACAGUACACAAGUAUACAGUAUACAGUACACAAGUAUACAGUACACAAGUAUACAGUAUACAGUAUGCAGUACGUAUGACAUGAUGUGUAACCCUUAAAGGGGAAGUACGACACUUUGUCUUCUUGUGACUCACAAAGUUGACGUAAAAAGACACAUUGCACUUAAAUAUCUAAAGUAUUUAUCAUUUAGGAGACAGGAAGUGGAAAUCUUCCCUCCACUUUAUGAAUAUUUGUAUAAAGUUUCAUGUUCUGAUGCCUUUUCUGAAACAUUGUUUUUAAAAUGCCAAAUGUGUUUUAUUUGAAAUCAGGAAUUUUAUAAGACAUUUAUUGUUUUUGUGACAUUUAUUAAAUUGCUUUU